Molecule: messenger RNA, 996 nt
Organism: Cladophialophora psammophila CBS 110553
Lineage: Eukaryota; Fungi; Ascomycota; Eurotiomycetes; Chaetothyriales; Herpotrichiellaceae
Exons: 3
Coding region: 1-996 (331 amino acids)
Source: RefSeq, a predicted model, not a curated record
AUGACAUUCCUCUUCGGUCUGGCUCGUCGGACACCAGGCCUUAUCCCCACCAACGGCGUCCGGGCUUUCUCAACCUCAGUGCCACUCCUUGCACAGCCUGUAUCUGUCUAUGCCACCUUGGCAGAGAGAGACCAGGGCAAACUUAAUGAACAAAACCUGGAGAGGGCAGUCCGGCAAGUCCGCCAUGACGGCCUUGUGAUCGUCCAGAACGCCAUUGACACAGAUCUUCUCAACAAGCUGAACAAGAAAAUGGUGAAGGAUGCAUUGGAGUUGCGGUCGAGAGGAGAGAACAGUCCGUUCAACUAUAACCAAGGAAAUCUGCAGCAGGAUGCGCCUCCUGUGAGGGAAUACUUCCAGCCAGAAAUAUUCCUGAAUCCUAUCGCAACCCAGAUAACAUCAGCAGUGCUCGGCCCCCGUCCUAAAUUGACAUUUUGCUCUGGCAAUUCAGCGAUGCCCCCGAGGCCGGAUUCUCUUCCGGAGAGACAGCCAGUGCAUUCGGAUGCGGACUUUGCACACCCUGACCAUCCCUUCGCGUUGGUUGUCAACGUCCCGCUGAUUGAUAUGAAUCCCGAGAACGGUUCGACUGAAAUCUGGCUAGGAACGCACAAUGCCUUCGGAAUUGAGGCACAGGAAGGAGCGCACGGCGAGCGAGCCUCGGGAAGAAUUCGUCCUUCGUUGUUGGAAGAAAGGUCGAGAACGAACCCACCCGUUCAGCCCUACGUCCCCAGGGGCAGCAUCAUCAUCCGUGAUCUCAGGCUUUGGCACGCUGGCAUGCCAAACACAACUCCAGACGUCAGAAUCAUGCUGGCGAUGAUCCACUUCGCCCCUUGGUAUCGUAAUCAAAUGAGACUGGAGCUCGCUGAAGAGAUAAAGCCGCUGGUGGAGAGCGCACGAGAUCUCGACAUCCGGGCAAACUUCGUAAGCGAAAGUGAGGCGUUGAAAAGAUACCUCAAUCGAGGGUUUGGAAACAGCUAUGACUUUGGCCAAAGUCCAUAG